Messenger RNA from Octopus sinensis (East Asian common octopus), 5081 nucleotides. Its product is annotated as death-associated protein kinase 1. The transcript has 25 exons. Gene Ontology annotation, cellular component: nucleus. Gene Ontology annotation, molecular function: ATP binding; protein serine/threonine kinase activity; protein binding. NCBI's taxonomy places the organism in Eukaryota, Metazoa, Mollusca, Cephalopoda, Octopoda, Octopodidae. The coding region runs from base 501 to 4658 and encodes 1385 amino acids. Gene Ontology annotation, biological process: positive regulation of apoptotic process; intracellular signal transduction; protein phosphorylation. The record is from RefSeq and is a predicted model, not a curated record.
ACAACAACCAGCACGGAGUGGCAGAGAGGAGUGAAAACGAAAGAGCCGAAAUAUACACAGAGAGAGAGGGAUUAAACAGAAAUAUUAUAACAUAAAGAGAGUGAGAGAAACAGAAUGAGAGAGUAUGUGUCAGUUGUUUGACAGAAGCAGGCAGUUCGACAUGAGUGUUAGAAUGAGAUAUACAAAGAGUGGGAGCACCGGGUCUCUUCCAAUUUACUGAAAUUUCUGUUUACAAAGUGAUUCCUUGCUUUAUGUUCUCUUCUUCUUAGCUCACUCUGAUCAGAGAUCAUGAGUGGUUUUCAGUUGGACACUCUUCUAAUUAGUUAACAAUUUAUUUAGUUUUUAUUUAAAUUUAUAUAUAAAUAUAUUAUAUAUUCUGUAAAUAUAUAUACAUGUACAUCUGACAACACCAGUAAUAAGGUGUUCACUGGUGAAAUCGUCUUUUUCCUGCUUUAAAAUUAUUAUUGUUAUUUUUUACUUUCCACACACGUACCUUUGUCAUGGAAUUUAAACAAGAACCAGUUGAGAAUUAUUAUACCAUUGGUGAAAAUUUAGGAAGUGGCCAGUUUGCUGUGGUGAAGAAGUGCAAACAGAGAGAAACUGGUAAAGAAUAUGCUGCCAAGUACAUUCGGAAACGUCGUGCGGGAGGUAGGAGAGGUGCCAGUCUCGAAGACAUCAGGAAAGAAGUUGAAAUUCUCUGUGAACUUGACCAUCCAAACAUUGUUCAGUUAUACGAGUGCUUUGAGACAAAGACCGAAGUCAUCCUCAUUCUUGAACUGGUGCCAGGUGGAGAACUCUUUGACUAUCUGUCUGAAAGAGAUAAACUCUGUGAAGCUGAGGCAUCAGCAUUUAUUAAACAAAUAUUGGAUGGUUUAAGACAUUUACAUGAUCGCCAAAUUGCUCACUUGGACCUUAAGCCAGAAAAUAUCCUCAUGGUAAACCAGACAAGUCAGAGAAUCAAGUUGAUAGACUUUGGAUUGUCACGGAAAUUAAAACCUGGCAUUGAUAGUCGUGCCAUGAUGGGAACUGCUGAAUUUGUUGCUCCUGAAGUUGUCAGCUAUGAACCUCUCACACUUGCUACAGACAUGUGGAGUGUUGGUGUGAUAACCUAUAUUUUAUUAAGUGGAACAUCGCCAUUCCUUGGCGACUCACCUCAAGAAACCUACCAGAACAUCACGUCAGUGGACUAUGAUUAUGAGGAUUAUUUUGAGACCACAAGUAAACUGGCCAAGGAUUUUAUUGAUAAACUCUUAGUGAAAAAUCCCAGGAAACGAGCCAGUGCUACAGACUGUAUGAGUCAUCCAUGGAUACAGCCUGUUGCCAAACAAGAGGAAGAUGUACGCAAGAGUUGUGUGAUCAACACAGGAAACUUGAAAUCUUUUAUUACAAGAAGACGGUGGAAACAAGCCUUCAAGAUCAUACUGCUGUGUAACCGAUUGUUAAAGUCCACCGUCUGUGCUCACCCCAAAGGAGGAGAACCUACUGAAAAACAGGACAAAGCCGAGAAUGUGGUCAUGGCAGCGUUAUUCCAGAGUGCCGAGGAAGGUAACUUGGCUGGUUUAAAGGAAUUACUUAGCAUGGCAAACAAUGUAAAUGUCAACACAGCAAACAGGCAUGGUGAGACAGCCAUCCACAAUGCUGCUAGUGGAGGACAUGUUGAUGUGAUCAAAUAUCUUCAUUCCAAAGGAGCCAAUAUCGAUGUUCUUGACAAGCACAAUGAUAGUGCAAUAUUUUGGGCUGUUCGUCAUGGGCAUUUAGAUGUGGUUCAUUACCUUAAAGAAGAAGGUGUGCCCCUUAACAUACAAAACAAGGCUGGUGAAUCAGCACUGCAUGUAUCUGCUCGCUAUGGUCACAACCAAAUCACAGAAUACCUAUGUAAUUCUGGCACAGACAUCAACUUAAGAGACAAUCAUGAAGAAACUGCCCUCCACCACGCUGCAUGGCAUGGAUUCUUACCAAUAACAUAUUCCCUGUGCACAGCUGGAGCACAACUCAACAUCCAGAACAAGGAUGGAGAAACGGCCCUGCACUGUGCUGCUGCUCGGGGUCACACUGAAUGUGUCAAAGUGUUGCUACAGCAUGAUGCUCAAACUAGUUUAGUUGACAAAAAUGGAAGCACUCCACUCCACCUUGCCUGUAAUCGGCACCAUGUCCAAAUUGCUCUACUUUUGAUACAUAAGGGCUGUGAUCUUGAUACUACAGAUUUAGAAACUGGAGAAAAUGCUUUACAUAUUGCUGCAAGAAAUGGCCUAGUUCCUGUUGUACAGGCAAUGUGUGCCUAUGGUUGUGUUGUAGAUAUGACUAACAGGGCAGGAGCAACGGCUUUACACCUGGCCAGUAAGGCUGGUCAUAUUGAAAUUGUCCGGUGUCUUUUACUAUCAGAAGCAAAUGCUGAUGCCAAGAAUAAGGAUGGUGUUACUGCUGAAAUCAUGGCACUAGCUCAGGGUUAUACAGACAUUGCUGAACUGCUGAAUAAGGUCCAUGGGGAUCGAGUUACUGCUUUCAUCCAACAAUUAAAUCCACAGAAUCAAAACCUGUCUCGAAUCAAACUUAAGAUUCUCGGUUCAACUGCUGUUGGAAAAUCUACCCUUAUAGAAUCUCUCAAAUGUGGCACCCUCUACAGUUUCUUUCGAGGGCGCCUCUUUAGUACUGGCUCUUUAUCUGCCAGAGAGAAAAACCGGUCUCGUAUGCUACGUCAAUACAGCUUACCAACACCACUUUGUUACUCAAUUGGUAACCCUACAUAUACCAAAGGAAUAGAUGUCCAACAAGUAAAUGUAAAAGGAAUUGGUGAUGUGAGUAUCUGGGACUUCUCUGGCUACCAACCUUAUUAUAUGCUCUACGACCAUUUUUUACAUGACCAAAAUUGUGUCACCAUUAUUGGAUUUAGUCUAACGGAUUCUUUUGACGAGCAAAUUGCCCAAGUGAUGUUCUGGUUGAAUUUUGUCAAGUCCAGGUCUGGUCUGCAACCUCCUCUGGGUCAAUGUGGAAAACCUUUAAAUGCACUUGGGGUCAUCCUUGUUGCAACUCAUGCGGAUCAAGCUACCAGCUGCAGCCGUAACAAUCGUGGUGAAUAUGUCUGUAAAGAGACACAAAUGAUUCUUACAAAGGCACAGAAGGAGUUUGGCAAUGACAUGGAAAUUGUGGAUCGAGUAUUUGUUAUAGACACCCAGGUGGCUGGUUCAUCUGAUAUGAAAGCUCUCAAAAGACAAAUUGCUGAAAUGAAGGGACAAAUUGUAAAGUCAUUACCACAAACAUCUGGCUUUUUGGAACUCAUGGUCUCACAGCUUCCGUACUGGCGUCGAGCCUCAUCAUCAUAUCCAGUAUUAGAUUGGAAGAGUUUCUCAGAGCAUGUUCGCACAAAGAUUAACCCCUUAGCAGGUGAAAUCGAUCUAAAAUCCCUUGUGCACCAAUUGCAGUUAAUUGGUGAGGUGAUUUACCUUGAAAAUGAAACUGGGCCUGACCUUGUGGUGCUCCAUCCCAACUGGUUGUGUACGGAUGUCAUUGGAAACCUCAUUUCUCAUGACAAGAUCCUCCAGACUCGGAUUACAGGUUGUUUUAGUAUUGAUGAAUUUCAACUAAUGUACCCCGAAACUGAUGCUCUAGACUUGCUUAAGGUUCUCGAAUGUCUUGAAGUCUGUACACAAUGUGACAAUGACGGUGAUGUUGAAUAUGAAUUUCCUUGUUUGAAUUUCGUUGAAACCCUGAACGGUCUCUGGCAGAAGGACUCUCAACACUAUGCAGAUGCUAUCUACGGCGGGAUGAGGAUAAUAUCUGUGUCAGAUUCUGGUAAUCAGUUCAAAUACCUCUUUCCAAGAGUUCAGGUACAGCUGAGAAGGACUUUGGUGCUGGAGAAUGAUGAUCCUUCACUUGAUUUGUACCAGUGGCACCAUGGUUCCAAAUACUGCUGUGGUGAGUUAGAAGGAAUCCUGAACAUGGACAAAAAUGAACAAUUCUUUGAAAUCAAAGUCCGAGGUCCAAAAGAAUCUCGGACGGCAGUUUUCUACUUUCUCGAGGACUUUGUCACAGCUGUCGAACAAAUCAUUCAUGACAUCUGUCCCUAUUUUCAAAUAGAGCGACACAUACUUCACAGGGGACAGCUAGAAGAACAUGUAAAAGUGGUAUCCAGCUACUCUCCAAGACAGCUCAUUGAAUGCCAACUGAAUCAUACCCUUAGUGUCAAAUUGGACAAAAUGGAACCAGAAUGCAUUGCAGAGGUUAUUUUUCUCGGUUCCCCUGAUGUCAUGGAUAAUGUUACACUGGGGGUGGACUUGCAUAUUUCUAUGCUGACUAUCCAUGCGAGACGUAUUUUAAGUGCUAUGCUCGACCCAGCUGAACCAAUGGGGCGAGACUGGUGCCUGCUAGCUGUAACACUUGGGCUCACAAAAGUUCUCCCUUCACUGGAUUCCGGCAGCAAGAAGCAUGAAAGCAAAACGAAUCGAACACUAGAAGAAUGGUCAUCAGACCCUAAUGCCACUGUGACCAUAUUAGUGAAUAGACUGAAAGAGAUGGGUCGUGGGGACAUCGUUGAAGCUCUCUACCCCCAUUUUCUUCUUUACCAAGUUGGCUAUGAAGACAAUAGUGGGGAAGACAAUAGUGGUGGAAGUCGACAGGGCACUAAUGUAUCUACAAACACCCUGUCUAGUUUGUCUCGGUAGGGGCUGGAGGAGAAAUAAAAUGGACUGUCACAUAAUGGUGCUCACACUGGCAGCUCUCUCUCUCUCUCUCUCUCUAUCUUUAUCACACUGUAUUCCAAGCUGCAACGCAUACACAUGUCUAUAUAUGUAUGUGUGUGUAUAUAUAUUGUAUAUGUAUGCGUGUGUGUUAGAAAAUUCGUUUUGACUGGGGCUCUUAAGGUUUGCUUACGACUUAUGCAACUGGUUGAAUAAACCAUCAAAGGAAAUUUGAAAUCCCAAUCAGAAAGAAUUUUAUAAAAAAAUCUGAUGACUCUGUUUUUAGUAUUGAGUCUCCCCCAUCAGUAUAAAUGUUUAGGUGUUAUUCUUAAACUUGCUUUAAAAUAACUUGAACAUAUAUAUAUUCCCUCUCUUACACACACACAUGUACAUACAUACACAUACACA